This is a messenger RNA of Ilex paraguariensis (yerba mate), 2862 nucleotides long. Lineage: Eukaryota; Viridiplantae; Streptophyta; Magnoliopsida; Aquifoliales; Aquifoliaceae. The record is from the annotation of a GenBank genome assembly.
AUGUGGGCACUAGAGCAACAUCUGGAGGAGGAGAGAAAACAAGGAAAAAGAGCGUGUCAGAGGCCGAUGGAGGAGCAGAUGCAUGCAAUACAGGGCUUUGUCAAGAGCUUUCAACCAUGUAGCAGCCCUACAACUCUGCCUCCACCUUCACAUCAAUGGGCGAAGUUUGAAGUUUGGAGGGAAAUCAAAAGAUGUUGGUUAGCACAGGAAAUGCAAUUGCAAGCCAAUAUUCGACCCACCAUACAGACCACCAAAAAGAUCAUCCUCCUUCGCUAUCCUCUAUCUUCUCUGUCCAACCCCUUCUUUCAACCCUUUCGCCAUAGCAGUGCACACUAUUUACACCUUUCAACAUCAUCAUCAUCGCAAUGGUUCUCUCUCCUUCGCACUGCCAUUUCCACAAGCAACCUGCGUCUUGGCAAAUCCAUACACGCGCAUAUCAUCAUCUUCGGCCAUUCUGCCAACCGAUUCUCAACCAACAACCUCAUUACAAUGUACUCCAAAUGUGGGUCCCUUUCGGAUGCCCGCCUGCUGUUCGACAAAGCUCCCAACCGAGACAUUGUCACCUGGAAUUCUAUCCUAGCCGCCUAUGCCCUCUCCGCUGAUGCCAAUGAUGGCCUGGUUCAUGAGGGUUUUUGCCUUUUCCGCCUUCUUCAUAGCUCAUCUGCUGUAUCCCCCACUAAACACACCUUAGCUCCCGCCUUGAAGUUGGGUUUGAUAUCUGGAUAUGUUUGGGCUUCGGAGGCAAUUCAUGGGUACGCCGUUAAGAUUGGUUUGGAACUGGAUGUCUUUGUUUCUGGUGCUCUUAUUAAUAUCUAUUGCAAGUCUGGACGAAUUACAGAUGCCAGGGUUUUGUUCAAUGACUUGCCUGAAAGUGACCGGGAUGCUGUACUGUGGAAUGUCAUGCUUAAAGCGUAUGUGCAUAUGGGUCUUGAGAAAGAAGCAUGUACUUUCUUCUCAGAUUUCCACCAUGGCGGGUUAGGUCCCGAUGACGUUAGUGUGCAGUGCAUUCUUAGUGGUUUCCCUGAGGUAAAGUUUGACCAAGACAACAAGUUUGUAGAACAAGUUCAAGCAUAUGCAACUAAAUUGUUUUUGUAUAAUGAUACUUUGGACGUGAUUUUGUGGAAUAAAACACUGUGUCAGCAUUACCAAGCUGGUGAAAUUUGGGCUGCCUUUGAAUGCUUUCUAUAUAUGAGCAGAUCAAAUGUAGGUUACGAUCGUGUGACAUUGAUUGUUGCUCUUGCCGCCACUGUGGCUACCAAUGAUAUGGAGCUGGGCCAACAGAUUCAUGGCUUGGCUUUUAAAUCAGGUUUUGAUCUAGAUACUGCUGUUGCAAAUAGUCUUAUAAACAUGUAUUCGAAGGCGGGUUGUUUUAGUUUUGCAAGAAAAGUAUUCAGUGGUAUGCAGGAAAUGGAUUUAAUUUCUAGGAAUUCAAUGAUAGCAGGUUGUAUGCAGAAUGGUUUAGAGGCGGAAUCAGUGACACUGUUUCUAGAUCUGUUACGUGAUGACUUAAGGCCAGAUCACUUUACGUUGGCAACUGUACUGAAGGCUGUUGCUUCUCUUACUCCUGGACUAUCUCUUAGUGAACAAAUCCAUGUUCAGGCAUUGAAAACUGGGAUUGUUACUGACAGUUUUGUUUCCACAGCACUUACUGAUGUUUAUUCUCGGAGGGGAAAAAUGGAAGAGGCAGAGUUUCUUUUCCAAAACCAAGACGAAAUUGAUUUGGCAUCUUGGAACGCAAUGAUUUUUGGGUAUAUAAAUUGCAAUAAUUGUCGUAAGGCAUUGGAACUCUUCACUCUGAUGCACAAAAGUGGAGAAAGGCCAGAUGAGAUCACGUUAGCAACUGUGGCUAAAGCCUGUAGUGGCUCGGUUGGGUUGGAACAGGGGAGGCAAAUGCAUGCUCAUGCGGUAAAACUUGGGGUUAGUUCAGAAUUAUAUGUCGGUAGUGGUAUUCUCGAUAUGUACAUUAAAUGCGGAGAUAUGGUGGAUGCGUUCACAGUUUUUGAAGAAAUCCCUGCCCGAGAUGAUGUUGCAUGGACAGCUAUGAUCUCAGGAUGCGUGGAAAACGGAGAUGAGGCCUGUGCUCUUUUAAUAUACCAUCAGAUGCGGGAAUCUGGUGUACUACCUGACGAAUAUACCUUUGCUACCCUCAUUAAAGCUAGCUCUUGCUCAACAGCUCUGGAACGAGGAAGGCAAAUUCAUGCAGAAGUGAUCAAGUCAGAUUAUGCUUCGGACCCUUUUGUUGGCACUUCUCUUAUUGACAUGUAUGCCAAGUGUGGCAACAUAGAAGAUGCCUAUUGCUUAUUCAUGAGAAUAGAUGUGCGAUCCAUUACCCUGUGGAAUGCCAUGUUGGUUGGUUUAGCUCAACAUGGACAUGGCAGAGAAGCUCUAAACCUUUUCAGAGAUAUGGAAAUUCAUGGUAUGGAGCCCGAUCGGGUUUCUUUUAUUGGAGUUCUUUCUGCCUGUAGCCAUUCUGGCUUGAUUUGUGAAGCUUACUUGUAUUUCCAGUCCAUGUUGAAAGAUUAUGGUAUUCAGCCUGAGGUCGAACAUUAUUCUUGCCUUGUGGAUGCCCUUGGUCGUGCAGGACGUCUCCAGGAGGCAGAAAAACUGAUUGCUUCAAUGCCCUUUGAAGCUUCUUCUGCAAUGUAUAGGGCCCUGCUUGGUGCUUGUAGGGUUCAGGGGGACAGAGAAACUGGAACACGGGUGGCAACUCGGCUCUUGGCCUUGGAGCCGUCUGACUCAUCAGUUUAUGUUCUUCUAUCCAAUAUCUAUGCUGCUGCCAACAAGUGGGAUGAGGUAACUGAUGCUAGAAAAAUGAUGCACAGGAAGAAUGUCAAGAAAGAUCCAGGUUUUAGUUUGGAUUGA